Messenger RNA from Aspergillus wentii DTO 134E9, 542 nucleotides. RefSeq lists its product as uncharacterized. The record is from RefSeq and is a predicted model, not a curated record. NCBI's taxonomy places the organism in Eukaryota, Fungi, Ascomycota, Eurotiomycetes, Eurotiales, Aspergillaceae. The transcript has a single exon. Bases 56 to 337 code for a protein of 93 amino acids.
CGUAGUUCUACGUAGGGCCGACAAUCACGUAGGGUGAGGUAACCAGCAUUUAACAAUGCUUUCCACCCCUCCCCUCCACCUCUUCUGCAGAUUUCCCCGUCUUUGCUUUACACCUCUGUCUUCCUUUGAGGUACGGGAUUCUUACUUUAUCUUCUCUUUGCCCUCUUCUCUUGUUGCCCGUCUCAAUUGCUUCCUACUCGCCGGAAGCAAGGUGACAUCCACUGUUUUAUCCUAUCUCGCCUUCUCUCUUCAUUCAGUUUCUGCUUCAAGAAUCUGGAGUCGGCAUCCCUCACAGUCUUCGCUCCGUGAGACAUUGCCUUAUCGAUUGGUUGCCUGAGAAGAUUGCCUUGCUAGAAGCUCUCCGCCUCGAACAAUCCUAUUCGAUUCCCUUCACCCCAAGGCACCUCGUGAGAAACUCCCGCUCGAUAAUAUCCCGAGUCUCGCACGAGGCCUUCCGGAACGGUCCGUUAUUCUGCCCGAACUUUAUUGUUCUUUUUCGUGGUACGCCCAAAUUCCUUUGUUCCCGUCGCGAAUCUAUACAU